AUGGUCCUGUUGAAAAACACUGCAGACUCUACAGAAAACCAGGCCGCAGUGAGCGACUCGGACUCAGUGCGAGCCUUGAUCCGGGUUGAGUAUCGCUUGCGGAAGGAGAUCGUGUCCCUUUUCUACUUGGAGGGGCCACCGAGCGGGCUGGUCGAAAGGAUUCUGAGCUUGAGGUCGCUUUAUGCUUCUGAGGCCUACAUCGGCUCUCACGAGAUGGCAACGCUGCGAUAUCUGACGUUGCUGUUGAUGUCGUGGGCACCUUCGGAGCUUGGCGGCCACGUUGCCACUUUGAGUCUUGAGCAGCAGUCUCAUUCCGUUGUGGCGUGGGCACUGCAGGCCUGCGAAGUUGCCAGUCGGCAAGACUGGCCCAAGUUCCUAAGCCUGUACACACAAGCUGAUUUCCUGUCGGCGGUUGCCAUGGAACGCGCCGCGACGUAUGCCCGGCACGGAAUUAUGCGGCAGGUUGUCGAGAGCUGUCGCCUGCGACACGUCCGUCGCAUGUCUUUGGCAAAGCUGAAGUCAAUGGUUGCAGUUCGUGACACAGCUUUCUUCAAGCAUUAUGGCCUGCGGGUAGUCGCCGACGAGGACGCGGUGGAGCUGACUGGGGAGAACCUGCCGGCAGCAUUAUACCAGGGGAAAGAGAUGUUGGUCGCGAAAUUCAAGCUGCUGGGGCUGUCCGACGAGGCGCUGUGUUUUGGUUUGGCCGAUCCGACGUGCAGGAGCGGACCUUGUGUCCACCGGCCUCCGGUAGAAGACUCAGACGAGGACGAGUACGUGCAGGUGGCUGAGGGGAUCCCACACCUCAGUCACAAGCAGCGCAUAUCGCUGCACAACGAGAUAGAUCUACUUCACAUGCACGGCCACCGGCAAGCAAGCCCAACACGCAGCUGGUCACGUUUGGCUCCGGCUUGA
This is a messenger RNA of Symbiodinium sp. CCMP2592, 912 nucleotides long. Lineage: Eukaryota; Dinophyceae; Suessiales; Symbiodiniaceae. The record is from the annotation of a GenBank genome assembly.